Molecule: messenger RNA, 2418 nt
Organism: Gossypium raimondii (Peruvian cotton)
Lineage: Eukaryota; Viridiplantae; Streptophyta; Magnoliopsida; Malvales; Malvaceae
Product: COBRA-like protein 7
Exons: 2
Coding region: 196-2166 (656 amino acids)
Biological process (GO): cellulose microfibril organization
Cellular component (GO): membrane
Source: RefSeq, a predicted model, not a curated record
GUGCAAAGACCGGUUCCCACUAUUUUACUUAUGCCAGCCAAGUUGCAGUGAAGAAGAAAGGGAAACAUAGCCGGCUCUCCAUUUACCAAUUCCAUUUCUUUAAACCCAUUUUCUCACUUAAUCAAACCAAUCUCUCCACUUUGAAUUCCUUCAAAACUAUUUCGUCCCUCUCGAAUCGAAACCACACCAUCAACCAUGGCUGUUCCCGCCCAACUCCAUUCUAUCAUCUUCUCUUUCAUUUUGCUUUUGCUUUCUCUCUUCGACACUUCACUUUCUCAACCCCAGACCCCUUCCCCGGCGCCAGCACCACCUCCCCCCUCCGACUCAUGCAACGGGAUCUUCUUAUCGUACAACUACACUGGAGGCCAUGCCCUCCCUCCCACCGACCCCACCAACCAAGCCUACCGUUUCGAGUCCACUUUAACUGUUCUCAACAACGGACGUCACGAGCUCAAGUCUUGGAGAGCCUUCGUUGGGUUUCAGCACCAGGAGCUCUUGGUCUCUGCUUCUAACGCCGUUUUGGCCGAUGGGAGUUCCUUCCCUGCUGAGGUUGGAAACGGUACCGUUCUCGCCGGCUUCCCCAUCAGUGACCUUAAAUCGGCUGUGGAGACUGCCGGGGACAGGGCACAAAUGGAGGUUAGGGUCGGUUUAGUGGGUACUCAAUUCGGUGUCGGAGCUCCGGAUGUUCCCAUGCCGCUUAAUAUUAGUCUCGUUAACGAUGGGUAUUCUUGUCUUAACGCCACCAAUGAAGGGAACAAUGUGAUGCAUGCAUGCUGCAUUCAAGAUGAUCUAAACUCUGAUUCGAACAAUGGGGUAAAUGAUGAAUUCUUGGCCAGGCAAGAAGGUGAUCUUGUAAUCAUGUAUGACGUGAUAAGGACAUAUAGUGAUAAUUACUUGUCUCAGGUUUCAAUCUCAAUUCAUAACCCUCUUGGUCGCCUUGAUAAAUGGCAAUUGAGCUUUGAUUGGAUGAGGGAGGAAUUCAUUUAUGCCAUGAGAGGAGCUUACCCUUAUGUUGUUGAUACAACAGACUGCAUUUUCGGCAGGCAAGGUCAGCACUACAAAGAAAUGGAUUUUUCGCAGGUAUUGAAUUGUGAGAGAAGGCCUACUAUUGUUGACCUGCCUCCCACAAGAGCCAAUGACUCGAUCCUUGGAAGAAUUCCCUUUUGCUGUCGAAACGGGACCAUUCUGCCUCCUUUAAUGGAUCCUAGCAAGUCUAUAUCAUCUUUCAACAUGCAAGUCUACAAAAUGCCACCAGACUUGAAUAGAACAGAGUUAGUUCCACCUCAGAACUGGAAGAUCAAAGGCACUAUGAAUCCGGAAUACGAAUGCGGGUCUCCGAUACGAGUUACCCCAAGUCAAUUCCCUGAUCCAAGUGGUUUGCCAUCAGCAACAGCGUCAAUUGCUAGUUGGCAAGUGGUUUGCAAUAUAACACAAUCCAAGCAGGCAGUUCCAAGAUGUUGUGUUUCAUACUCUGCUUUCUUCAAUGAUUCUGCUAUUCCAUGCAAUACAUGUGCCUGUGGCUGCAACAGCAACCCAAGCCAAACCUGCAGUGCAACAGAGCCGGCUCUACUUCUACGACCCGAUGCUCUUCUUAUCCCUUUCGAGAACAGGACUGCUGAAGCAUUGUCGUGGGCUGAUAUAAAAAGACGAUCAGUUCCUAAUCCAUUGCCUUGUGGAGAUAACUGUGGAGUUAGCAUAAACUGGCACUUAUUAUCAGAUCAUAAAGAUGGAUGGACUGCAAGGAUCACUCUUUUUAACUGGGGUGAUUCUAGCUUUGAAGACUGGUUUGCAGCAGUUCAAUUGGAUAAAGCAGUACCAGGCUUUGAAGAAGUCUACACCUUCAAUGGAAGCAAGUUGCUUGGCUCCAACAAUACACUAUUCAUGCAAGGUCGUCCGGGUUUGAAUUAUCUUCUAGCCGAAACAGAUGGUGCCAAACCGAAAAAGGAUCCACGUGUUCCCGGCACUCAACAAUCAGUUAUCUCUUUCAAGAAGAAGUCCACACCGGGAAUCGAAGUGGCCGCCGGUGAUGGGUUCCCGACAAAAGUAUUGUUUAACGGAGAGGAAUGUGCACUUCCCACAAGACUUCCUAGCAAAGCUCCCAUGGUCAGUGGUAGAAGCAGCGUUUUUGGCUUUCUAACACUUGCUCUUCUAUUGCUAAUGCAGUAGUGACCGCAUUGGGACAAAUUUGUUAUUUCAACUACUCCAGAUUCUUUUUCCAGUUGCCUUCUUAGCCUCGAUACCUCUGGGUUAGAGGUGGAUUUUUAGCAUUGAACUACUACUGCAGAUAGAAAACUUUUAUGGUAUCGCUAUUCAGUAGCAUAUAUUCAACCAUUCAUCCAUUUGUUUGCAGUCAGUGUAAUCCUUCACAUGUAUGAAGACUUUUAUCGCUAAUAUAGAAGCAAGCUCCUCUUUUUCAAA